Messenger RNA from Sinocyclocheilus rhinocerous, 2310 nucleotides. Its product is annotated as polypeptide N-acetylgalactosaminyltransferase 6-like. Gene Ontology annotation, biological process: protein O-linked glycosylation. The transcript has 12 exons. The record is from RefSeq and is a predicted model, not a curated record. NCBI's taxonomy places the organism in Eukaryota, Metazoa, Chordata, Actinopteri, Cypriniformes, Cyprinidae. Gene Ontology annotation, molecular function: polypeptide N-acetylgalactosaminyltransferase activity. The coding region runs from base 81 to 1925 and encodes 614 amino acids. Gene Ontology annotation, cellular component: Golgi apparatus.
ACGAGCCAUUUUCUAAAUAUUUUCUCUGGCGUGUAUGUUUACAACUGAAAAGUGGCUACAACGCUUCGCUUUAGUGCAGGAUGAGCUUACGAAGUCCUCAAUGUACACUACCCAUAAAACUGAGCAUCUUGGGACUGACCCUUUUAAUCACCAUUCUAUGGGUAUUACUGCUGGAUCUAGGAGGGUGGAGGUCUGCCAGUUACUGGUAUCAAGAUCUUUCUUUAAAGCCAGGAUAUAGAGGCAGUGUGGGUAGGAAUUACAGUAGCAUCUGGCAUUUUCAGAUGUAUACCUCUAUACCACCUUUUGAAAGGGCUUUAGCGUUAUCUGGAGAUGCCAGAUGUCCCUCUGGGUUCUACAGCAUGGAGGAGCUCAGGCCUCGCAUAGAGAGACCUCAGGAGGAUCCAGAAGGACCUGGAGCUGAUGGAAAGCCCUUCGUCACUGGCAUCUUGACACCUGCAGAGCUGAGGGAGAAGCAGGAGGGCCUUUCUAGAAACGGCUUCAACCAGUUUGCCAGUGACCGCAUCUCCUUCCACCGCAGUCUUGGUGUCGACACGCGGCCCCUCGAAUGCAUUGAGCAGACGUUCAGCAGAUGUCCAUGGUUACCCACUACCAGUGUGAUCAUUGUGUUCCACAAUGAGGCAUGGUCCACUCUUCUCCGCACCAUCUUCAGUGUCUUACACACUUCACCGGCUGUUUUACUUAAAGAAAUCAUACUGGUGGAUGAUGCAAGUACUCAAGAUCAUCUCAAAGCCCCAUUAGAGCAGUAUGUCCAGUCUCCGAGAGAGAGACGAGGCAGCGCAGAUCCGUCUCAUAACUGUGAGGAUAUAAGGGAGAAACAUAAGGGAGAGAAUGGUGAGUGUUUCUAUGGUUGGUUGGAGCCCCUGUUGGCCCGGUUAGUUCAGGAACCUACCACAGUUGUGAGCCCAAGCAUUGCUGUCAUCAACAAGAAUGAUCUACAGUUCAUUAAGCCAGUGAUGUCAGGCCGCACACAUACUCGUGGGAACUUUGACUGGAUCCUGAGCUUUGGCUGGGAGACUAUACCUGAAGAAGAGAGGGUGAAACGCAAAGACGAAACCUAUCCUGUCAGGACACCCACUAUUGCCGGUGGGCUUUUUGCCAUUUACAAGCAGUUCUUUGAACACGUUGGAACUUAUGAUGACAAGAUGGAGUUUUGGGGAGCAGAGAACAUAGAAAUGUCAUUUAGGGUAUGGCUGUGUGGAGGUAGUCUAGAGAUCAUUCCCUGUUCUGUGGUCGGCCACAUCUUUCGCACCAAAAGUCCACAUUCCUUCCCAAAAAGCAUAGAUGUGAUCGCAAUCAACCAGGUUCGCCUCGCAGAAGUCUGGAUGGAUGAUUACAAGAAGAUUUUCUACAACAGAAAUAAAAAGGCUGCUGCCAUUGCAGUGGAGAAAUCAUAUGGGGACAUCAGUGAGCGCCUGAAGCUCAAAGAGAGGCUGCAUUGCAAAAAUUUCUCCUGGUAUCUAGAAAACAUUUUCACUGAGGCCUUUGUGCCCGAUUUGAACCCUGUGCUGUUUGGAUCGUUGAAGAACAUUGCCACAAACACUUGUCUUGAUAUUGGUGAGAAAAAUCCUGGAGGGAAGUCAGUGGUUUUAUUCAUUUGCCACAACAUGGGAAUAAAUCAGUAUUUUGAGUACACAUCACAUCAGGAGCUGAGGCAUAAUAUUGAUAAGCAGCUGUGUCUGCAUGCGACGAUCGAGCCUGAACCCGUGCAAGUGGAGCUGUGCAACUUUCAGGGCGAAGGAACCGUCCCUGCUCCACAGCAGACAUGGAGUUUGAUUCUUGUUUCCCAACAGAUAUAUCUUCUCCAUAAUGCUCUCUUUAGUAAGUGUUUAAUGGUGGAGUAUGGCAACAUCAUCAUGAAAAACUGUGACCCUGCCAACAAUUCUCAGCACUGGUCUUUCAUCUGAUAUGAAGUCAAAAGGGGCUCAUCCUCCAUCAGAUUCUUUUAUUCUUUUUUUUUUCUUUUUUUGGAGUAUUGUACAAAACAGAAGUGCAAUGAAUAUUUAAACAAAUGUUUCAUCACUGUUUUGCUCUAAUGUAAGUUUGUGCAAUGUAUCAGGAGUUAUUACUUAUUUGAUUUAUAAAUCUGUCAAAUGAAAUGGAACUGAUUAAAUUAAACCUAACAAUUGUGUUUCUCGCAUUGAACGCUGAUUAGUUUGUAGCAUUUGACCAUUGUAUUUAUUAAAUGAAUGCUGAUGAUGAAUUAAUGUCUUUUUGUAAGCAACGUGUGCAAUGACUGGAUGUACUUUUGCAGUAAAUUUAAGGGUUUAGCUAUCUCUGAGUCAGGCGAAG